AUGUUGUUCAUCAAAGCUAUUAACCUUGCGCUUUUGGAUGCCAUAAUCGACGGUUCUCUCGUUCCUUCAAGGAAUCGAUUGAAAUGGACAAGUGAAUAUAUGAAGCUUGCCCAACUCAAUGUUAAAGCCAUACACAUCCUUUAUUGUGCACUUGUCUUGGAUGAAUAUAGUAGAGUAUUUUCAUGCUCUAACACUAAGGAUAUAUGGGACAAGUUGGAGGUGGCCCAUGAAAGAACAAGCCAAGUGAAGAAGUCAAAGAUUGGUAUCCUUACUCUCAACUAUAAUAACUUCAAGAUGAAGCCCGAUGAGGACACUAAGAAGAUGUCUGAUCGGUUCACUUAUUCAUCAAUGAAUUGA
Molecule: messenger RNA, 357 nt
Organism: Hibiscus syriacus
Lineage: Eukaryota; Viridiplantae; Streptophyta; Magnoliopsida; Malvales; Malvaceae
Exons: 1
Coding region: 1-357 (118 amino acids)
Source: RefSeq, a predicted model, not a curated record